Molecule: messenger RNA, 2957 nt
Organism: Aureobasidium pullulans EXF-150
Lineage: Eukaryota; Fungi; Ascomycota; Dothideomycetes; Dothideales; Saccotheciaceae
Exons: 1
Coding region: 373-2568 (731 amino acids)
Source: RefSeq, a predicted model, not a curated record
UUGGUAUUGCAACGUGAGGGUACAUCCGGGAGGCUCACGUGAAGGCAGUUGUGGAGGAUCGGCAAGCCUAGCACAGUAGACUAGCGAUAUAGGUAACUUGGUGCAGUGGUAAGGAAUAGGGGAGGAAUGGCGUUCAGAUGGUGGGAGAAUAGUGACAGUGGUACAAGUAUAGAGUGGUUGGUUGCAUGGGUUGUCGUCUGAGGUUGAUUAUGGGUUUGGCUUGGCGAGGCAGUAGCGAGGGAGGAUGCAUAAAGAGGCUGCACAGUAAUGCAGCUACCCCACGUUCAUCUACAAGGUUGCACCUGCCUCUGAAACCAAAUUUCUACAUCAACAGCAGAAUGAAGCGGAUAGUCGGCCAAUCUCGCGCUAACCAUGUCGCUCUUCGGUGGAGGGGAUGAUAGUGGCCCGCCGUCGCCCAGCCAAGCAAGCGACUUUUCCAUCAGCACCAUCGGCGAGGAUCAAUCACGCACGGCGCAUUCGGAAGGCUCGCCCGACACAAACGCUGGUCACGACGACUACAACGACCACGACGAUCAUGAAGAGCAGGCCGACGGGGGUGCCGGUGGGGGCAUUGAAGAGAUGGAAGAUGGGAUAGCCAGCAGGAGUCCAUCAGCAAUGUCAGAUACUAGCGACGUCGAAGUUCGGCCCAAUCGCUUCCGAGGGUCAGACCGCGCAUGGCUACACCACACACAGCCCGACCGUUCCCUGGCCCACUCGCUCGACCAGCUAGCAGCAGACGACCUGAGCUUGCACCUCUACAGCGCUCAUCAUUUGAAAGCUCGCUUGCGUCAGCGUGUUCCCUCCUCGUCCACAUCCUUCAGACCAUGGAGCAGGAAAAGUCGCUGGCUUUCCACCAAUCAAGACGUCGAGAAAGCGUGGUAUCCUGAACCUGACUGGACUGCAUGGCCACUUCCUCCUGAUAAUGCUCCUGCCGGCAAUGAAGUCUUUGGCCGACCGAACGAUGGACUGGAUGCCUACACUCUACGCACUGCUAACCAAGCGACCCCGGCUGACAAUAUGCGAGAGCAGUUGCAUGCUGUUCUCCUAGCUCGCGCGCACCUUGCUUGGAAGGAAGAAACUCAUCAACCAGUGGCACCACGCAAUGUCACGCCUAAGCUUCCCGUUAUCCCUACUCGACUUUCUCCCGCAAGCCGUGGUCGCACUCGAUCCUUAUCAAUAGGCGCAAGUUCAGCCCCUUCGUCGCCCUCAGUAGGUGAUGACCUGCCUCCAAUGUCAUCGUUGGACCAGUCGAUCAUCCUGCAAGAAGCCCAAGGCCAAGUCGACUCUCCUCGCAAUGGAUCCAUCAAGGACGAGGAUGAAGAAGAGAAGGAAGAUGAACACCUCGCUCGCCCCGUCUUUUCGGCCGACGACGAUAGCUCUCGUGCUCUCCUGGAUCCAACUGUCAAUCACAUCAUGUCCAAACUAGACAAGCUAUUACUAGCCUUGCACCAAAGCAGACAGGCACAUCUGCACCGCGCGAGAGAUGGAGACACCUCGGAUUCUUCUGCAAGAUCAAACUCGACAUCACGCUCAACAUCGAACAAGCCAGCCAAGAAGCCGUCCAAGAAGGCAUCUCAGCCCAAGACCACAGCUACUGCUCGAACUAGGCACAGUCGUCGAAACACAGGCCCUGCCUCCCGUCAGUCCAGUCCGCAAGAUCUCGUCGUAUACGAUGAUUCAGGCGAAGACGAGACAUAUGAACCAGAAAAGCCUAAAAGACGUUCUCCUUCUGUCAGCGCAGAGCCCGAAGCUCAUGAUACAUCUCCGGAGGCCAAGAAGCGACGCAAUGCUCCUAGGCCAGGCUUGAGAGAUUGGAGCGAGGUCUUGGGUAUUGCUAGUCUGAGUGGAUGGGAUCCGUUAGUCGUUGAGAGAGCUCGUCAACGAUGCAGCAAACUGUUUGGAGAAGACAUGCACCUCUACACCAUGGCUGAACAUGGCGACUCUUCUGCUGAUGAAGCCGAGCAUGUGGGUCAAGUACUGACCUCACGCUCGAAUCAAUCAGCAAGCUGGCGAUGUCCUCUCACCAACUGUUUCCGCAACAUGCAGCCUCUUGAGCACGGAUUCCGCUGGCGUGAACACAUGCGCAAAUCACACAAAUACGACAACGACCAGAUUGCCAAUCUUGAGGAGCAGUUGACUCGAUCUGGAGAUAUCGUUCCUUUUAGACGCCAUCGCGUACUGGCUCACAAUCCCAGAGGUUGGCAGCCACCAAAUCCACUCAAGUGUCCGCACUGUCCAAGUUCUAUAUCCUCUUUUGCCAAGGUCAGUCGUUUGGUCGAUCAUAUCAGGCGCCGUCACAAGUACGAUCCACGCAUAGAAGACCCGCCUGAACAGCGAGCGAACCGACAGAAAGAUGUCACCUCCGAUGAAUCGAGCAGCUCCGCCGAGGACAGUGAUGAUUACAUGGUGGGCGGUGUCCACAAUGAUGGGUUCUUACAACCUGUUUUCAGGCAUGCUGGUACUCGUGGAAGAGACCUUGAACAACGAGCAAAGAGAGCCAACGCCCGCCGCUCAAAGGCCGAGCUUAAAAAUCUGAAGAAGCGAAAGCAUCUGCAAGGUGGGGAUUAAAAGGAAAGACAGGAAGGUGAGUAGACAUUAGCCCUUUGACAAAGAACAAAUAGAAUCAGAACAUUGUCGGCAUUUCACAUAUCUUCGAGCUCAUCAGGAAGUGUAUCCCAUCGUCACUCUCACAUUUGGAAUCCAUCUGCCUUCGAGAACAGGAUGAUGAAUCGGGCUCUUCUUUCCACGAUCGCUCUUCACGCAACCGUGAGAUUGUAUGAUGAUGUUCUGAACCAGUGCUUCGUCCAAACAAAGUAAUCUACGUAACGUCUUUCCACGGACGGCAGGUGAGUUCUCUUCAGUCGUCGACGACAUCAUCGCCAACACCGUGUUCUUCCACAUACAAAAGCUCUCUUCAUCUUCACUGAACAACGUGCCUUCGACAACACACGAUUCGG